Messenger RNA from Diachasma alloeum, 2203 nucleotides. RefSeq names its product peroxisomal hydratase-dehydrogenase-epimerase. The transcript is spliced from 12 exons. Bases 102 to 1934 code for a protein of 610 amino acids. Lineage: Eukaryota; Metazoa; Arthropoda; Insecta; Hymenoptera; Braconidae. Gene Ontology annotation, cellular component: cytoplasm. Gene Ontology annotation, molecular function: oxidoreductase activity, acting on the CH-OH group of donors, NAD or NADP as acceptor. The record is from RefSeq and is a predicted model, not a curated record.
GGCAGAUAUCAGUACACAAGUGUUGAGUGAACGAGUGAGACGCGCGUGGCAUCACGUUGAAUCGGAAUUUUUCGUCGAUCCGAGUGAUAACAUUGAAAAUCAUGCAGAUUAAGGACAAAAAGGCGAUUAUUAUUGGUCCAGUGAACCGAUUGGGCAUUGCAUUCUGUCGUGAAUUACUCAGAAAUGGAGCCGGAAGCAUUAUCAUACUGGAUGAUCAACAAAUAGCGGCUAAAAAUGCUGUGGAGGAAAUAAACCAAGAGUUUGGACAGAAAAGAGUCAUCUGGCUUCCCUGUGACAUCUCGAAAAACGAAUUGGAUGCCGCUUUCAAAGAAGCUGUUAGCACUCUUGGAGGACUUGACAUUCUCAUCAAUAAUGUUGAUCUCAUAAAUGAGUCUGACAUUAUGAAAGCAGUGGACGUCAACGUCACCGCCGUCAUUCGAGGAACUCUUCUCGGCAUCCAGCAGAUGGGAAAGGAUCUCGGGGGGAAGGGUGGAAUUGUUGUUAAUGUCGCUUCGGUUCUGGGAUUUGAACCGCUACCCCAAUUACCGAUUUAUUCUACCACAAAACAGGCGGUUAUCAGCUUCAGCAGAUCUUUAGCCCAACCUUAUCACUACCAAAGAACUGGAGUGAAGAUAAUCGUCCUCAGUCCUGGUGUCUCAGGAUCGUCACUGCGAGAGAGCCUGGAGACCCUAGAGGCACCAGCGGGAGCCCUUGGACCCGUAACAGUCCACCCACAGAGGGUGGAGACAGUGGCUCACGGUUUAGUUUACGCAAUUCGUUGUGCCCAGAACGGCAGCAUUUGGGUGAGUGAGGAUGGUCAACCAGUCUAUGAGAUCCAGCCCCCGGAUGUCCUGCCCCAGAAGCAGAACGAAACCGAUCUAUCCGACUUCGAGACUCUCGCCUCUCAAUCGACAUUUUCGAGAGGUUCUUCCUAUCGUCAAGUGCUUCCAAAAGCUACACAAAUUAUUGCAAUGGAAUCUCUGAUCACCAAGAGCCGUCGUGCCUCAGCCGAGGAGAAAGCAAAAGAACUCGAGAUAAUUAAAGGUCUAGUCUGUGGAAAGAACGUGGUAAUCACUGGUGGUGCAGCGGGAUUAGGAUACGCAUUCGUCAAUCAUUUUCUUCAGAAUGGAGCUAAAACCGUUGUUAUCAUUGAUAUUGAUGCCGCCGCUGGUGAACGGGCUGUCAAGGCUGUUGCCAAGUCCUAUGGGGGGAGAAAAAUUAUCUUUCUCCAUGCAGACACAUCAAACUACUCCCAAGUCCUCGAUGCGUUCAAAUAUGUCUCGACGAUUGUGGAUAGCAUCGAUAUUGUCGUUAAUAAUGCGGGGAUUCUGGAUGAGAGGCGAUGGGAACGGGAGAUCGCUGUCAAUAUCGGAGGGAUGAUAACAGUGGCAACGCUUGCGAUGCGUUUCAUGAGCAAAGAUCAAGGUGGCAACGGCGGUGUCCUCGUGAACAUCGCUCAGUACUUCGACUUCACAUGGACCGCUCAGCUGCCAGUCUACACAGCAACCAAAUACGCAAUUAUCGGCCUUUCGCAGUCACUCGGGGCGCCUUAUCAUUACGAGAGAACUGGUGUGCGUGUGAUGGCUCUCUGCCCCGGACUCACCGAGACAGCCCUCACUGUUGACAGUCCCAAUCGGCUUUUAUCGAAAUUUAUGAAGGCUGAUUUUGUUAAAAAUCUUGAGCAAAUGCCCAUUCAAACACCCUUUAUCGUAUCCGAGGGCUUGAUGUCAAUCCUCAAAUGCGGUGACACCGGCAGCAUUUGGGCAGUGGAAAAUGGCAAAACCCCCUUCGAAAUUUCAAUCCCUCACUACAGCACUCAAAAAAGACGUUACAAGAACAACUUGGUCAUCAGCAAUACCGUGGAAAAAGUGCGAGGACGGCCAUUGCGCGAGGUCUGCGACAGUCUUCCAGCUGGACUCACCGGUUGCGCUUAAAAAAUCCUGAAGUCUUUUCGAAUCAUUCCCAAAGAUAAAACACGAAGAAUCCAAAAACUUCUAGUCUUCAUCAAUAUUUUCCUAUGGAAAACAUUCAAGUGAAGGAAGAAUAGGUCUUGUAUUUGUACUGAUAACCCAAGAGACUGCACAAAUUGUAAAUAUUUAUCAUCCAAUACUCUAGAAUUACUAUCAUCAUUGACCAUAAUGUAUAUAAAAAUGUAGAAAUAAUGAACCAAAAAUGAAAAAUAUUUUUUAAAUAAAGAAAAAGA